Messenger RNA from Radiomyces spectabilis, 1089 nucleotides. RefSeq lists its product as uncharacterized. Gene Ontology annotation, cellular component: cytoplasm. Gene Ontology annotation, molecular function: 2-oxoglutarate-dependent dioxygenase activity. The record is from RefSeq and is a predicted model, not a curated record. The transcript is spliced from 4 exons. Bases 1 to 1089 code for a protein of 362 amino acids. NCBI's taxonomy places the organism in Eukaryota, Fungi, Mucoromycota, Mucoromycetes, Mucorales, Radiomycetaceae.
AUGGCCCCUCCUCACACCGAAGACACCCUCAUCCAAAGCCAAGGCUCACUCGUCCACAGAGUUGAACAGCUCGACCUCAAGCAUAUCGCACGCAAGCAAGGAAAAUACAUUGUUUUCCCGGAAACCAAGUAUCCCGAGUUGGAAUCUUUUGAGCAUCAUGACCCUGGCCACAAGGCUGAUCCUGCUAAAAAUUCGCUGUAUAAUAACGCGGAAAAGAUCUUUGAUCUGACGCCUCACAUUGGCACGGAAGUCCAUGGUCUGCAGCUGUCGCAAUUGACCGACCAACAGAAAAAUGAUCUGGCUCUUCUUGUCGCCGAAAGAGGUGUAGUCUUUUUCAGGAAUCAAGAUAUUACACCUCAUCAAGGUGUUGAAUUGGGCCGCUACUUUGGCCGUCCUCACAUUCACAACACAUUUGGCCAUCCCGAAGGAUUGCCGGAACUCCACAUUAUUUACUUUGAUGAAAAUUCGUCUACCAAAGGUUAUGAACAUCUUUCUUUUGCCGACAUUUGGCAUACGGAUGUGAGCUACGAAGUGCAGCCCGCUGGUUUGACCUUUCUCAAGAUUGAUACACUCCCUGAGGUGGGCGGCGAUACAUUGUGGGCAUCUGGUUAUGCGGCAUAUGAAAAAUUGUCGCCUGCGUUCCAGAAAUUCUUGGAAGGUCUUGAAGCUGUGCAUUCAGGCCAACAUCAAAUCGAUGAAGCGGUGGCCCAAGGUCGUCCCGUUCGUCGUCGUAUUGUGGAAAGUAUCCAUCCAGUGGUUCGUACGCAUCCCGUCACCGGCUGGAAAUCGUUGUAUGUCCAACCCUACUUUACGCGUCGCAUUGUGGGUCUGUCGCCUAAAGAAUCCACCGCCAUCCUCAACUACCUUUAUCAAUUGAUUGCCACCAGUGCCGAUUUUCAGGUCCGAUUCAAGUGGACCGAAGACAGUGUGGCGGUGUGGGAUAACCGCGUCACCUUCCACAAUGCCAUUUUCGAUUAUCUUGGCAGCGGCAAGCGACAUGGAUGGCGCGUCACCCCGCAGGCUGAAAAACCAUACCUGGAUCCCAAUAGCAAAUCCAAAAAGGAAGCCCUCCAAGAAAAGAAAGCCUAA